CGGAGCAGCGCGGGCGGCGUGGCGAUACAUGGCUCGGUACGGGGCAGCCGGCAGCUUCACCUCAUCACGGGGCAACGGUCUGACCCUGCCCGGAGUACUUCCGGCACGCUGCAUUGUGGGCCGGGAGGGCAUAGGGUGGGCGGUGCAUGCGCGAAGGUGGCGGAGAGACGAGUGGGAGGAAGCUGGAGAAAUGAGUAGCCGAGAAGAAGCCGAGAUGCAAAUAUCAGAGUUAGAUUUACUCUCUAGCAUGUUUCCUUAUGAGGAAGAGUUUGCUGUGACCGACCAGCUGGCUGUGGCAGAACUAAAGCACUUUGUUGAAAAUGAGUCUGCAGAGAUGCCCUCUUCAAAGAUUCAGUUUAUACUGAAUGUGAAGCCAGAGGACUCUCAUGCCUCUAUGGUAAAGUUUACUAUGGUCUGUGCUUUACCAUUUAAAUAUCCAUCUGUUCUACCAGAAAUUACCGUGAGGUCACCAUUAUUAAGCCGCUCUCAGCAAGUCCAGCUGAACUCAGAUCUAAAAGCAUAUUUGAUGCAGAACUGUAGUGGUGAGCCUUGCGUGUUGAGUGCCAGAGAAUGGGUUAAAGAACAAGCAGCCACUUACAUUGACAGAGAACUUUCACCUUCUUCAGUGACAACGCCUAAUGCUGUGCGGUCAGAGGACAUGGUUUUCACUAGAUUGUGGAUCUAUAGUCACCAUAUUUACAACAAACAAAAAAGGAAGAAUAUUAUAGAAUGGUCCAAGGAACUCUCUCUGUCAGGAUUCUGCAUGCCAGGGAAACCAGGUGUUGUUUGUGUAGAAGGUCUGCAGGGUAGCUGUGAAGAGUUCUGGUCAAGAAUAAGAAGAUUAACAUGGAAAAGAAUACUAAUUCGGCACAGAGAAGAUAUUUCUUUGGAAGGUGGAGGUCUUGCUGAGAUUCAGAAACAAAGAAAGUUCUCCACUUUGGAAGAGAAAUGUUUCGAUGCACACGGUGCUAGAGGAAAUCAUAUGGAUUUGGGGCAGCUGUAUCAAUUUUUAGAAGAAAAAGGAUGUGCUGACAUUUUUCAAAUGUACUUUGGGGUUGAAGGGCGUUGAAUCAUCACGGGUCCAACUGCCUACAUCUCUAACUUAAAUCUCAUGACAGGUUCUUUUCUGCAACAGUUGAUCAAAGAGGAAAUUGGUGUUUCUUAAUGUAACAAAUCCAGUUUUCUAAGAAAACAAGCAUUCAAUGAGAACCGAAUAAUGAAAAUGACUGAAUGAUUGGACACUUGGAUGCUUUCCUUUGCGACCUAUUGUAGGGAACUGCUGUAGCAGGGACUGGACUCAAUGAUAUCUUGAAUCCCUUUCAACCUGUAUGAUUCUGUUAUUACAGCUGCUGAUUUUAAGGACCUUUGCAUAACAUACUGAAUUACAAAAGACUGUUUGGUAGCCUAAUAGGUAGAAUUACAGAAUGUGGGAUUGUAGUGAGUGAAUGUAUGAAUAGGAAGAAGAGUAAAAGGUGUGUGCAGAAGUAAUAGUAGUAAUAGGAAGAAGAGUAAAAGGUGUGUGGAGAAGAAGGUUGUUUGCAUGAUUUUAUACUGUUUACAUAUACUACAUCCAGACUUCUUUGUUUUCUAUUGAUUUCUACAUGAAGCUGUGAGAUCAAUACAUUUUUCUUAAGAA
Coturnix japonica (Japanese quail) is the source of this 1636-nucleotide messenger RNA. RefSeq names its product RWD domain containing 2B (gene RWDD2B). Gene Ontology annotation, molecular function: protein binding. NCBI's taxonomy places the organism in Eukaryota, Metazoa, Chordata, Aves, Galliformes, Phasianidae. The record is from RefSeq and is a predicted model, not a curated record.